UGAAAAUGUACUGGAACGAAAUAAAUCCGAAAAUACAAAAUGUCCUUUUUAAGUUUGACGAUUCGGACGUGAAAAAAGAUAGGACUCGCGCAGUGGUCAGACUGAAAACGACGUCAACAAAGUUUGUCAAUUUGUUUUUUUCAUCGUCUAACAUUCAUGGAUUCAAUCACCUGACCACUGAAAAACGACAUUUCAUCGAAAGAUUUUUGUGGGUGAUAGCGAUAUGUUUUUGUAUAUACGGCUCAGUGGUCCUGGGUACGUCGACUUGGACUCGUUAUCAAGAGAACCCCACGGUCAUAUCCAUGGAAAGGGAUUAUAAAGAGUGGUCUACAGCUUUGCCGGCCGUCACCCUAUGUCCAAUCAACAACAUGGACGAACAAAAAUUCGAAGAAAUGGUCGAGAAAGAAUUUCCAGGUUAUUCGGAAGACGAAAAACAGGAAAUGAAAGCGUUCCUGGAAAUGUUGGCAAACGCCACUUACGGAACGUUUGACAAUGUUCCGUUUUACACCAAAAUAACGCCUGACCACUACUUGACUAUUGUGGAGAAACUACAAAUCCACGUGCUGUACACAAUAACCAACAGUAACAUGGAAGGGUACGCGCUAUUCAACCUGGUGCCCACCAUUUCCGAACUGGGCUUUUGCCACACCUACAACGGCGAAAUCUCACAAUACAAUGACUUCAAUUACUGGAUGCAGAACAACAGGAGUAUAUUACCACCGGCGGGUUCUUUGUCCGGGACACCGUUAGAUGGAGACGUUUUCACGCAAAUAACUUCCAUGAACUUUGGUUACAUGGGAUUCUUACAUUCGCCGCACGAAGCACCCGACAUAGCCAACCGGAUAUAUUCGUCGCCGGAAAGCUUCUACAAGACACUGGACGUGACAGCUUUGAGCAUAUACAGCACACCUGAAAUCCAAUCCCUCUCACCCAAACAAAGAGGGUGUCGUUACAAGCACGAGAGCAACUUGGAGUUAAGUCCUAUUUACACUUACAACAUUUGCCGCAACGAAUGUCGAAUGAAACAGGCCAUAAAACUCUGCGGAUGCGUUCCCUAUUUUUACAGGCCUACAAAUCAUAAAAUCUGUGACGUAAAAGGAAUGCACUGUUUGGAUCAAUACGAAGAUUACUUAGUGAAACUCAGAAACACGACUGGCGAUAAUUCCAAAGUUAAUUGCGGUUGUUUGCCGCCCUGUGAUGAUGUCAGCUACAUUGUAGAAGGAGAAAAUACAAUACAAUGGUUUCUUGGAACAAACCUAAAAUGGGGAUUAAUAAAAUUCCCCAAAAUGCGUUUAAAAAGAAAUUUGCUGUUUGGUCUUACCGACGUCCUAGUGUCUAUCGGAGGAACUGCUGGUCUAUUUUUUGGAUGUUCAGUGUUAAGUUUUUUAGAAAUAAUCUACUUUUUAACACUACGGUUAUUUUGUAUUAUUUUUACAAAGAAAAAUUAGUUUAAAUAGCAUUGCACAUUAUUAUUUAUUAGUUUUACUUAAUUUGCGUAAUUUAAUA
Messenger RNA from Adelges cooleyi (spruce gall adelgid), 1506 nucleotides. RefSeq names its product pickpocket protein 11-like. Bases 6 to 1448 code for a protein of 480 amino acids. Gene Ontology annotation, molecular function: ligand-gated sodium channel activity. NCBI's taxonomy places the organism in Eukaryota, Metazoa, Arthropoda, Insecta, Hemiptera, Adelgidae. Gene Ontology annotation, cellular component: membrane. The transcript is spliced from 9 exons. The record is from RefSeq and is a predicted model, not a curated record. Gene Ontology annotation, biological process: sodium ion transmembrane transport.